This is a messenger RNA of Manacus vitellinus (golden-collared manakin), 2497 nucleotides long. RefSeq names its product tubulin monoglycylase TTLL3. Gene Ontology annotation, biological process: cilium movement; cilium assembly; protein polyglycylation. Gene Ontology annotation, cellular component: cilium. The record is from RefSeq and is a predicted model, not a curated record. Gene Ontology annotation, molecular function: protein-glycine ligase activity, initiating. The transcript has 10 exons. Lineage: Eukaryota; Metazoa; Chordata; Aves; Passeriformes; Pipridae. Bases 1 to 2373 code for a protein of 790 amino acids.
AUGUCUGGCUCAGGAGAGCUGAGCUGGAGGGACCAGGACUGGGGCAGGCUGAGCCCUCUGGUCUCUGUGCAGGAGAAGAAGAUCUUCAUGGUGCAGGGCCCCUACCCCACCAUCCGCAAGCUGCUGCGGGCCCGGGGCUGGGUGGAGAGGAAGCCCCCCAGGGUGGGCAGACAGCUGGAGCAGCAUUGUGGCAACCAGCAGAAACAGCAGCUGCAGAGGGAGGCAAGGGAGGAUGGCGAGGAGCAGGGGGAGGCAGUGCUGAACCCACGUGGUGGGGCACAGCCUGCCCUGGAGAUCACAGAGCUGCUGCACUCCCCAUGGCCACCCACUGAGGAGGAGGAGGAGGAGGAGGAAGAGCAGUGCGAAGAGGACCCCAGUGGCAUCCAUGACCUCAUGUCCUACCUGGUGCGGCACCGAGUGCCAAACUUUGUCUGGGCCGACUACCUCAGUGCUGUUGACCCUCGGCUGCUGGAGCAGGACCAUGUGGUGAACCACUAUGCCCGAGUGGGUGCCUUCACCACCAAGGAGGGGCUGUGCCUCAGCCUGCAAAACCUGCCCUGGAUCGAGCAAGCAGACUCCAACACCUUCUUCCCACGGUGCUAUCGGCUGGGGACCACAGAUGAGCGGGAAGCCUUCAUCGACGAUUUCCGCCUGACAGCAGCUCGCAGUCUGCUCAAACUGGCCCUGGAAGAGGCUGGGGACAGGCUGAUGGGGACUGAGCAGCCCCCGAGCUCUGACAAGGGGCCAGGGACAGGAUCUCCCCUGUACCCCCAGCUGGUGGAGGAGGCCCUGGAAGUCUGCGAGCAGCACCUGGGUGUUCUGGGGCACCAGGACAUUGACAGGGGCACCCCGUUCCCCUGCAGGACAUGCAUUGACUGGGACCGCUUCCUGCAGGAUUACUACUGUGUGGCACAUGAGGGGGCCGGGCUGGUGCUGAGUGGGGCACAGCGGGAGCGGUGCCAGGACCUGCUGCGGCGCCUGGCGGAGCAGCUGCCGCAGUUCAGCAUGGAGGGCAAGCUCAACGUCUGGAUCCUCAAGCCUGGUGCUGCAUCCCAAGGCAGGGGCAUCGUCUGUGCGACGCGGCUGGAGGAGGUGCUGCGGUUGGCACGGGGCUGCACAGCCCCCUCGGUGCAGGAGGGCAAGUGGGUGGUGCAGAAGUACCUGGAGCGGCUGCUGACCAUCUUCGGGACCAAAUUCGACAUCCGUCAGUGGUUUGUGGUGACUGACUGGAAGCCGCUGACCGUCUGGUUCUAUGGAGACUGCUACCUGCGCUUCUGCUCCCGGCCCUUCUCCCUGCACUGCCUGGAGCGUGCCAGGCACCUCUGCAAUGUCUCCGUCCAGAAGUGGUACAAGACAUCACCAGACCAGGACCCCCGCGUGCCCUCUGACAGGGUCUGGUCCAGCAAGCAGUUCCAGGCAUACCUGGCGUGGCUGGGGCAGGCAGAUGCUUGGCAUCAGGUGAUAGUGCCUGGCAUGAAGGCGGCAAUACUGAGCGCCCUACGUAGCGCCCAGGACCAGGUGGGCUUCCGCAAGAGCAGCUUUGAGCUCUAUGGGGCCGACUUUCUCGUGGGGGAGGACUGCCAGCCCUGGCUGCUGGAGAUCAACUCCUGCCCCACCAUGAGCCCCUCCUCAGCUGUGACCCGACGACUCUGCGCCAACGUCCAGCGGGACACGCUGCGCCUCGUGCUCGACCGCAAGGACAACCCCACCUGCUCCAUUGGAGCCUUUGAGCUCAUCUACAAGGAGGCAGCUAUGCCCAGGCCUCUGUCCGGGCGCGUGAAGCUGAUAGUCAAAGGCUGUUCCCUGAAGAAGUGCUGGUCCACACAGCAUCAAGCCCACAUCAAGCCCCCUGCCACUGUGCCCAGUGCCACCCAGCACCCUGUGCCCCCAAGGGCCAGAGACACCCGGAUGCCACAGCAAGCAUGUCAUCAACCCCCCACCACUGUGCUCAGUACCCCCAAGCUCCCUAUGCCCCCAGGAGCCAGAGACACCCAGAUGCCCAAGCCCAGAGCAGCAACAGGGAAGCUGCCUCCUCCAUGGCAAUGGUGCCGCCCCAGCUCUGGCCCCUCAGCACUGCCACAGCCCUGGAGCCGCUCUGCUGGGAGCCAGGGGCUGUCAUGGCUCUGUCACCCACAGAGGCAGCCCCAAGCUGCUCAGCCCCUGAUCAAUGUCUGUCCCCUGGAUAGGGUGCCCAUGCCGCUGCCCUGGGGAGCCCCCAGCAACCCCUGGCUAGCCCUGGGCUGUGUCCCCUCCUUCCCUCCUGCCAGGCCACCGCGCCUACCUCUGCCUGCACAGAUCAUUGACACCCCUAGCCCAGAGCAGAAGCAUAUGGCAGUUCCCAAUGGGACACAGAAGUGUGUCCUGGGAUACUGAGACAUUCCCAGGAGGGGACAGCACCCUGCCCAUCCUUGCUAGGCUGGCAUGGCAGCACUUGGCUCCCUCCCACUGCAGUGCACCCCUACUGCUGUGUCAUGGUCCUCACUUCAUCCCUCAUAUG